This is a messenger RNA of Anastrepha ludens (Mexican fruit fly), 948 nucleotides long. RefSeq lists its product as uncharacterized. Lineage: Eukaryota; Metazoa; Arthropoda; Insecta; Diptera; Tephritidae. The transcript is spliced from 2 exons. Bases 111 to 875 code for a protein of 254 amino acids. The record is from RefSeq and is a predicted model, not a curated record.
UGUUUUAAAAAUAUUUUUUAUUUUUGUAUUUUUGAAUUAAUUCUCUCUAAGGUAAUACAAGUAAAAACAAACAGUUUUUUGAGCAGUUUAGUGCAGUUUUUCGACGCAACAUGAACAGACAAUGCGGCUCCAAUUUAUUUGCGCAAAUCUCAUUUACAUUUUCGCUCAGUCUAUGUGUAUUGCCAUUAAUACAGAGCCUGCCAGUCCAUAUUGAUUUUAACACCGAUGCUUUUCCAGUGGUGUAUAGCCAAUAUGUGCGCCGCCUGCCGCUGGAGUCACCGGACGACUGGUAUGCAGAAGAAAUACUAGAAACGUUUAAACUGCACAAUCUGGUGCCGCAGGUGGAGAGUUUAAGUGAUGAAAUGAUGGAGCUGUUGAUACGUUGUGACUUUCAACCAGCGCUUAGUGAAUGUCAACAGCUAUAUGAAGGAAAAGGUGAAGUAAAUAAACCGGAAGCACCAACGAUUCGGCCAACUACAACAACUAAAACUACAAAAGCGUCCACCGUGAAAAGUCAACCCACGCAAAGUACAACUUCCACUAUUAGACCUACUACAACAAUUACUAGCACAACAAGCACAUCAGAAGCAGUAACAAUAACAACAACAAUGGUGCCUACAAUAACCAUACCACCAACAAUAACAGACAGUUACUUGCCAUUUUUCCCAAACAUUUCUGAAGAGAAUGAAUUUGAUGUCAAAGUAAAUGCGGAAAUGGGUGGCACAACUCUCUCCGAUAUCGAAGAAUAUGCGCAACCAAACUAUAAUAUAGCCGGAGACCUUGAACCGCUAGAUGAAGAAGUUUAUGCUUAUAAAGAAUAUAAUCAGAAUGCCGCGGACGCGAAUGCUGAAAAUUCAGAUAGUUAUUAUUACUGAAAUUUAAGUACUGCAUUACUCAUUAAAUUAAGUUAUUGUGUGCCUCAAUGGUAAAACGGUGGAUCCAUCUAAA